AUGAAAGCUAAUACCAAACUCCAAACAACUCUUUCUCACAACUUAUUUAAUUUCCUUAAAAGCUAUUUACAUGACUUUUUUCCUAAAAAAGAAACUAAACCUGCUACUCAAAACCAAAAAGCUUCUAAAGCAACUUUCAAACAACUCAUUAGAAUUAUAGCUGGAGCUCAUCCAAAAUUUUUAACUGACUUUGUAUUUCAAAGUAAUCCAAAUAUUGAUCCUAAUACUACCAUUCCAUUUAAUAUAUUUGAAAAUAUACUUAAAAAACUUAUUCACAAAUUUACAACUAUAUUAUUCACCAAACUUAACUUUAUGGAGGAACAAUCUACUCUACAACAAAUUAUUAAAUAUUUCAAAGAGACAGCUCUUCCUGAAGCUAAGCAAUAUCUCUUUAACAAAUUCAAUGUUUCAUUUACUGAAACUUCUUUGUUAGAAGAUUCACUCUUCUUUUAG
This is a messenger RNA of Scutellospora calospora, 453 nucleotides long. The record is from the annotation of a GenBank genome assembly. Lineage: Eukaryota; Fungi; Glomeromycota; Glomeromycetes; Diversisporales; Gigasporaceae.